This is a messenger RNA of Tetranychus urticae (two-spotted spider mite), 643 nucleotides long. RefSeq lists its product as uncharacterized. NCBI's taxonomy places the organism in Eukaryota, Metazoa, Arthropoda, Arachnida, Trombidiformes, Tetranychidae. The record is from RefSeq and is a predicted model, not a curated record.
UAGACACGUUAAAUUGUCGCCAUUAACUUUGGGCGACGGAAAGAGUUUAAACUGACAAAAAUUGUAGUUUAAAUAAUCAAUUGGUUAGCAAAGCAAUUGAGACAAAAUCAAGACUUUUGUCUUUAAUUGAAAAUUUAGAGUCGAAAUGAUUAGCCGUAAUAAUUAUGUCAUGUCUAAUCACUGUUAAUAGUUUAAUAAUCUUGAAAAGGUUUGUCUGUCUGAAUAAUUAGUCGAGUAUAUAAACUGAAAAUUUGAUUCAUUUUUGGCCAGAAAACUUUCAACAAUCAACUAACAAACAACAACCAACAAGACAACAAAACAAAGACAAAACUCGCAAAAAUGAUUUCAUUCAAAUUGAUCCUUUGUAUUGCUUUGAUCGCAAUGGCUUCAGCUCAAGACUAUGAUGGUGAUAGCGGUGAUUUUGACGGUGAUGCUGGUGGACCUGAUAUGGGUGGAUUCGACAGUGAGGCCGGUUUCACUGGAGGAAUGAGUGGCUCAUUUGGCGGUGACGCUGAGAGUGGAGCUUCCUUUGAAGGAUCCCUUGGAGGUGGUGAGGCUGAAGAGUCACGGAAAGCUGCUGCUUCAGUUCCUUUAGUAUACAAAAUACUCGCUGCACCAAAAAACUAAACACAAAUUAACUUAA